Molecule: messenger RNA, 3822 nt
Organism: Dictyostelium purpureum
Lineage: Eukaryota; Evosea; Eumycetozoa; Dictyosteliales; Dictyosteliaceae
Exons: 3
Coding region: 1-3822 (1273 amino acids)
Source: RefSeq, a predicted model, not a curated record
AUGCAGCAGCAGCAACAACAACAGCAACAACAGAUUUCAAAUAUAUCUUCUCCAAAUAGAAUGUCAGUUGUAUCAUCACCUUCAAAUUUUAGUGGAGCUAAUAUUUCAAAAGAGGAUAUACCAACAAUAGUUUUAAAUAAAACACCAUUAGUUAAAAAUAAUGUAGAGUUAGAUUUUUCAGCAAAGGCUAGCAAAGAGGGGAUGUUUUCGUUAUGGUCUAAUGCAUUAGAAAGAAAGAAAAUAAAUUAUAGUAAUAAAGAAAUGACUAUUAUGAUCGAGCCACCCGAAAUUACAACCGAUAUGACAAAUAGUAAAUUACUACAAUCUCCACCAUACAAUACUACCAAUAAUAAAAAACCAACACAAGAAGAUUUAUCUAUUAUAUUCGAAUUAGUACACUAUUGUAUAUUUUAUUCUCUAUCAAAUACAAAUAAUGUUAAAAGAGAUAUACUUUCAUCGAUGAAUAAUUAUUUUUGUCAAAUUAUUAGGGAAAAGGGUGCAUCAAAUGUAAAGAUUAUUAUAAAUUCAUUAUUCGAAGUUUUUGGAUAUUAUUUAGAUAUUGCAAGAAAAGAAGAAGAAGACGAUCCAUCUGCUAAAAAGUUUACAUAUUUAAUUGGGGCACUAGAAAAGUUUAUCGAAGAUGGUUUAAAUAAAUUUAGAGAUGCUUCAGAAUUUUCAUUAACAUCUAUUCAAAAGUCAUUUACAACCCACUUGACUGACCAGUUCAAGAAGCAAGGUCUUACAAAUAGUACAGCUUAUAACGAUGCAUUACAAAAGUUCAAUUUUAUUUUAUCAUGUGCUGUUGAAUCGGUCGAAGCCUAUCAAAAAUCCCAAGUUAUCAAAUCUUCAUUCAAGUUGGAUGCAUAUCUCGAAAAGACAUUGUUUUUAAAGUCCAAAGCUUUAUCAUCUAAAGAGUAUCUUUUAGCACAGCUUAGAGCACGUAAACACACUCUCGACCAUCAUCCAUAUUAUAACAAAGAAAACUUUUUAAAGCAAGAUAAUUUCUAUUAUUGGCGUAAACAAGAGGAAGCAACCAUUGUAAAACUAUCACAGCAAAUGCUGCCAAGAGAAGAGUACUUAAAAAGUCAAUGGGGUAUUAAGGUUAAUAAUAAAAGCGAUCCAAUUGGUGUACUUGCAAUUAAAGUCGUAUCGGCACGUGAAUUGUUUCAAAAAGAGGAGGGAAAGCCAGAGUCAUAUUUAGAAAUCCAAUUUGGCAGAGAUAAGAAAAGAACAAAAAAAGUAUCAGGUUUAAACCCAGUCUGGAAGGAACACUAUGCAUUUCAAAUCAGCAAAGGUCAAUUGAACGACGAAAUCGAAUUUACAAUUUGGGAUAAUCGUACAAUUAAAACAAGCUCUGAUAAAAUUCAUUUCCUUGGUAAAUACAAAUUCACAGUUAAAGAGUUAAUGCUUCAUUUAAAGAGAGAGGUAAACUGGUACCCAUUACAAAAAAGAACAUCAAGAAGCAGAAUCAGUGGUGAUAUUAAAUUACAGUUCCAUUAUUUACCUUUCCCAGACCCAACCCAACCAAUCAUAAACGAUGACUAUGUAAAUUAUUUAGAAAUUUUAUUAGAUAAAUUAAUUGAAACCGAUACCCUUGUUUCAAUACAGCAACAACAGCAACUAGAAAAACAAUUGCAACAAGAAAGCGGAAAUGAUUCACUAGCAGGUUCAAAAGUUUCACCAUCUGGUUCUGGACAGGGUGGGGUAGUGUCACCACUAUUAAGUAGCAAGAAGAAGGUUAUAUUAUCACAGCAAUCCAAUCUAUUGUUAAAAGAGUUUUGUGAACGUUAUGGUAUUAUGGAUCAUACUUUAAAACUAUUCAUAAUGAAAAGAUUAGUGCACUCCACCAUCAAGUAUCAUUCACUAGAGUACAUUCCCGAAAUUAGAACCAUCUUAAAAAAUACCUUAGAAAUUAAAUUUGGUGAUUUUGGUCUCACCAAAAAUGAAGAUGAAAUUUUAGUAGAAAGUGUAACUUUACUAUCAAAUGCUUGCAAAACCUGGCUAUUACAUUUCCAUGCUGUAUUUCCCCAAAAUUUACCAAGUGGGUCUUUAAGAAUGCUCAUCGAUAUUUAUUAUUUGCUAAGAAAUUCAGAGUUAUCCCAACUACCACCCCUACCAGAGCUUAUUAGGGAAUGUUAUCUAAUUAGAUAUAGAUACUCAAUUAAUUUAUCUCAAGAUUUAGGUAAAUCAAAUGUAAUUUUACCAACUCGUAUAAAUAAAUCAUCAAAUAGUCAACACUCACCAAAUCAACAACAAUCAUCAACACCACCACAACAACAAAGCAAAGCUUCAUUAUUAGUUAAAGUUUGUGAUUUAUUAUUAUAUAAUUUAGAUAUAGAUCAAAAGUAUUUUAGUAGAGAUUUUCCAAAUGAUACACCAAUCUUAAUUAUUUCAAUUCAGAUAUUUACCGAGCAAUUAUCAAAAGAGGUCGAUGAACUCACAGAAAAAGGUGCAAAUAGUUUAGAAGAGUUACAAGAGUUUUUUGAACUUUAUUUAAAACUUAAAGAAACAAUGACCAAGUUUAAAGAAAUUUAUCCAAAAUUAGAACUAGUACCAAUCCCAGUAUUAUUCAAACAAGUCAUUUUACAGUGGACUUUAGUUUGUGCUGAUCAAUUAAAGAAUCAUAUCGAUAGAAUUUGCGCAGCUGAAAAAUGGAACCCAGUAUCACACGACACUUUACACUCUGCAUCUGUAGGCGAAGUAAUUUUAGGUUGUUACCAUGCAUUGGAUGUUAUUAAAAGCUUACGUUGGGAGGAUCUCCAAAAAGAUCAUAAAGACGGUGAACAUACACUCUUUGAGGUUAUGGGCAACUUUACUAUGGUCAUUUCAGAAUCUAUCAUUUACUAUACCAAGGUCAUUAGAGAUAUAAGUUUAAAUUCAUUAGAUCAAGCUGCUAACGAUAUUUUUCAAUUAUCAGAAUCGUACUCUUCAAACUUAGAAAAAACAAUUCAAACUGUAUCAUUACGUUUCAAUAACAUACAAGCAACAAUAGGUCAUGCCGAAGAUUUAAUACAAGUAUUAUUAAGAAUCAUGUCAUCGUAUCGCCUUUCACCAUCAAUUGUAAAUAAUAUGGCAACCAACACAUAUUUAGCAAUUAAUAAUAAUGUAUUAACAUUGGUAGAUAGAAUUUAUGAAAGAUUAUCUCCAAUUAUUCAAGGUGAAAUUUAUAAAAUUGUAGGUCUAGCUUUAGAUAAAAAUAAAAAUUUAGUUAUAGAUUUCUUUCAAAAGAUCGAAAAGAAUUUUGAUCAACUUGCGCUUCAAUUCAAUGGAGGUGAUAAUAUACCCAUUAAUGUUAGAUUAGAGCCUUUAUUAAAUUAUAUUACUUCAAAAUUACAAAUAUUUUCAAAAUAUCUUUACUAUCCAUUAACAAAGCAAUUAUUAAAACGUUGUUGGGCUGGUAUUAUAAAUGCAAUGGAUGAAAUUAUUUUCCCAUCAAAUAAAAAACUAGAUUUAACAUCAGAACAAUUGGAUAUCAUUGAAGGUAUGAUUAAAGCAUUUAGCGAGUUUUUUUAUGUAGAUGGUGAAGGUUUAACUCAAAAGCAAUUGGAUAAACAAUCAGAAAGAUUUAUGAUUAUUGUAUUGGCCUAUAGAGAAGCAAUUAAUAGUGGUGUACGUGAUUUUGACCCAUUAGGUUUAAAGAAUGCUUUAAAAAAUAUAAAUUUUAAGAAUUUAAAACCAGAUUUAACCUAUCUCAAGAAACUAAACAUAAACCUAAAGGGUAUUCCAAAACAACUUGAUGUUUUUUCUUUAAUUAAAAGAUCAAUAGAUAAACGUCAAGAAGAAAAAAAGAAAAGAGAAGAAAAUCGUAAUAAAAAACUUUAA